Molecule: messenger RNA, 1479 nt
Organism: Hordeum vulgare subsp. vulgare (domesticated barley)
Lineage: Eukaryota; Viridiplantae; Streptophyta; Magnoliopsida; Poales; Poaceae
Product: UDP-glycosyltransferase 73C6-like
Exons: 1
Coding region: 19-1452 (477 amino acids)
Molecular function (GO): UDP-glycosyltransferase activity
Source: RefSeq, a predicted model, not a curated record
UUCGUGUUUGUCCCGCUGAUGCACCACGGCCACCUGAUCCCGGCUGUGGACGCGGCGCUGCAGCUGGCCGCCCAUGGCGCGCUCGCAAGCAUCGUCGUCACGCCGUCCUACGCUACGCGCCUCCGCCCCACGGUUGAGUCGUCUGGCCUGCCGGUGUGGCUCGUAGAGCUCCCGCUCGACCUCGCCGGCACCGACGACGUCGGCCGGAUCCCGCUGGACGAGGAGGCCGCCUACCUCCUCACCGCGUCGCGCCUUCGGGACCCGCUGGAGCGACACCUCCGCGCCCACGCGCCGCCCGCGACGUGCAUCGUGUCCGACAUUUGCCACCCGUGGACGGCAGGCCUCGCCGCCGGCCUCGGUGUCCCGCGGCUCAGCUUCCUCGGCAUGUCUGCCUACUGCCUCAUGUGCCUGCAGACGGAGCACCAUGCUGCGGCCAUGCACAACGCCUACGCCGCCAUGGACCCCUACUGGCACCUCAUGCCCGAGGAUCCGGUCGAGGUGAAGAUGCCCACCGCCGCCCCCGGGUUCCUCCGGCUGCCUUCCUACGAGAAGCUGGCGUACGCCGUCGAGCGGGCGUGCGCCGACGUCGACGGCGUCGUCCUCAACACCUUCCUUGAGCUGGAGCCGGGGACGGUGGUUGACUGCGCGGAGGUCAGGAAUGUCGCUGUGUGGGCCGUCGGUCCGGUGUCACUCUUCCACCGUCAUGAGCACGCGGCGGCGCUGGCGGCGAGAGGGAACGUGCCCGCCCUCGACGCCGACGAGUGCAUGCAAUGGCUUGACGGCAAGGCGCCGUCCUCUGUCGUCUACGUGAGCUUCGGGAGCAGCAUCGUGCACGCGGACCCGAAGCAGGUGGUGGAGAUCGGGCUCGGCCUCGAGGCGUCGGGGCACCCGUUCAUCUGGGUGGUAUCAUCAUCACCGGAGAAGGCCGACCAGGACACUGACCAUGAGGUCGGCAGGUUCCUCGAGGAGCUGGAGGCCCGGGUCGCCGGCCGCGGGCUUCUGAUCAGGGGCUGGUCGCCGCAGCUGUUGGUCCUCUCCCACGCGUCGGUGGGCGGCGUCGUGACGCACUGCGGGUGGAACUCGAUGAUGGAGGCGGUCGCGGCGGGGCUUCCGAUGGUGACAUGGCCGCACCUUGCGCACCAGUUCUUGAACCAGACCUUGGCCGUACACUCGAUGGAGACCGGCGUGGGCAUCGGGGUGGAGUGGUCGGAGGAGGAGGAGGGGGUGGAGGUGGCGCUGGUGGAGCGAUGGGUGGUGGAGGAGGCGGUGAGGAGCAUCAUGGGCGGGGAGGACGAGGCGGUGGAGAGACGGAGGAGGGCGACGGCGCUCGCGAGGACGGCGAGAGAGGCCGUCCGGGAGGGAGGGUCGGCGUUCAUCAACCUGCGUCGUUUGGUGAAGCAUUACCAAGCAGUGAUGCCCGAGGAUGCAUCAACAUGGUCACCUCAGAUAUGAUGAAGAAUUUAUAAGUUUUGCUACCCC